Messenger RNA from Closterium sp. NIES-65, 2523 nucleotides. The record is from the annotation of a GenBank genome assembly. NCBI's taxonomy places the organism in Eukaryota, Viridiplantae, Streptophyta, Zygnematophyceae, Desmidiales, Closteriaceae.
AUGGAAGACCCCGAUAGCCAGGAAACUCGCGAUUUCGUCACAGCGCAAAAUGCACUAACGAAUGAGAUUCUAUCGGGGAUAAAGGGUAGGGAGAAGCUGAAGGAGCGACUGACGGAUCUGUUGGAUUCUCCUGAGUAUGGUUGUCCGUUCAAGUACGGCAGCAACUACUUCUACUUUCACAAUACUGGGCUCCAAGCACAUAGUGUUCUCUACGUGCAGAAAUCGCUGGAAGACGAAGCCGAGGUUCUGCUGGAUCCGAACACGUGGAGUGACGAUGGGACUGUAUCUCUUGGCACGUACUCUUUUAGCGAGGAUGGCGAGUACCUGGCGUACGCUGUGAGCCAGAGCGGCAGCGAUUGGAACGCCAUUAAGGUGCUGCGCGUGGGGACUAAGGAUAACGAGCCGGACGAGCUCAAGAACGUGAAUUACACGUCUAUUGCGUGGACGCACGACAACAGGGGCUUCUUCUACAACCGAUACGACGGAGUGGAUGCGGAGGGGGCGGCAGCAGGGACGGCGAGGGUGGUGAAUCAGCGGGUGUACUACCACGUGCUGGGGCAGGCGCAGGCUGACGAUGCGCUGUGCUGGGAGAGCAAGGCCCAUCCCACGUGGAUGUUUGGCUCAGAAGUCAGCGACGACGGUCAGUACCUCAUUAUAAGCACGUGGGCGAACUGCGACCACGACAAUCUUGUCCACGUCAUCAACCUCCAGCAGCUGCCACGUGGACGCCUGGAUGGCUCUCCAGUGCACGCUGCCUCUGCAUCUGAUGGGAACAAUAGGAAGGAUAAGGAAGAUGAGAGCGUUGAGAAGGAUGCAAGCAAUGAGAAUGAAGAGACUGUAGUCUUUAAAAGAGAUGAUAGGGAUGAUGAGGAUGGUGGGGAUGGUGGCAGUGGUGGGGAUGGUGGGGAUGGUGAUGGUGGUUCUGUGCGCCUGCCUGCCAUCGCCCUUAGACGCCUCUUUGACGGCAUGUUCAGCUACGUGACAAAUGACGGCCCGGCGUUCACCUUCCACACCAAUAAGGACGCGCCACGUGGCAAGGUGGUGCGGAUUAUUCUGCCAGAGGGUACUGGGUCGGACGGUGGGCACGAGGAAGGGGAGGAUGAAUUGGGGGGUGCAGAGGGCAGGCAGAAGAGGAAGGAGGGGGAGAAGGGGGAGGAAGAGGAUGGGAGGUGGGAGGAGGUGAUAGGGGAGGCGGAGGGGGAUGUGUUGGAGUGGAUCCGGUGUGUGAACCAGGACAUGCUGCUGCUCUGCUACAUGCGCGACGUGAAAAACGUGCUAGAGAUCCGCUCCCUUACCGAUGGCUUGCUGCUCUCCACAGUGCCGCUCCCGAUGGGCGCUGUCUCCUCCUCCUCGGGUCGUCGCAGCGACAGCGAGGCUUUCUUUUCCUUCGAGAGCUUUCUCUCCCCCCGCACCAUUUUCCGCUGCGACCUCACCACCCCUCAACCUGAACCCGAGGUGCACCGGCAGCUGACCGUUCCAGGCUUCGACCCCUCUCUGUUUGAGGCGCAGCAAGUGUUUGUGCCCAGCACCGAUGGCACCAGGAUCCCCAUGUUUGUGGUGUGUCGUAAAGACCUCCCCCACACAUCAGACCACUUCACUCUCCUGUACGGCUACGGAGGCUUCAACAUCUGCAUCAAGCCGUCCUUCAGUGUGGCCCGGGUGCUGCUGAUGAGGCACCACGGAGCCGUGGUGGCAGUGGCGAAUAUCCGCGGAGGGGGGGAGUACGGGGAGAGGUGGCACAAGGAAGGCGCGCUGGCCCACAAGCAGCAGUGCUUUGACGAUUUCUAUAGCUGCGCGGAGCAUCUGAUACGUGAGGGGUACACAUCGCCGUCGAAGCUGGUGAUAGAGGGUGGCAGCAACGGGGGGUUGCUCGUCAGUGCUGCUGUCAACCAGCGUCCAGACCUGUUCGCAUGUGCCUUGGCACACGUGGGGCUCACAGACAUGCUGCGGUUCCACCAGUUCACCAUCGGCCAUGCGUGGACCUCUGAGUAUGGCUGCUCCAGUGACCCGCACCAGCUCAAAUCGCUUCUCAGCUACUCCCCUCUGCACAAUGUGAGGCGGCCCUGGGAAGCUGCCAGCCCCACCAGCAGCAACAACAUCACAUGCACGCAUUCAGAUUCCGCUGAUGUGCCAGCAAAAGCUGACGUGGCAGCAGAAGCUGACGUGGCAGCAGUGAAGCGGCAGUGGGGAGAGCGCAGGCGGCAGUACCCGGCGGUGAUGCUGCUGACGGGCGACCAUGACGACCGCGUGCCGCCCUCCCACUCCCUCAAAUUUGCUGCUCAGCUGCAGCAUGUGUUGGUGCACAGGUGGAUGGUGGGAUGGGUGGGUGGGUUUUGGCCCGAAAGUGGGAUGAGAAUUGUGAUGCAGUGGUGGGUGGGUCCCUCCCGCUCCCUCAAGCUCGCCGCUCAGCUGCAGCAUGUGUUGGUGCAAAGCACAGGUGGGUGGCUUGCAGCAUGUGCUGAUGCAUGGGUGAACACGCUCGCGCCGCAGCUACGCCUGGCUCUCCCCUUGCCUCUCCCUUGA